Rubroshorea leprosula is the source of this 1986-nucleotide messenger RNA. Lineage: Eukaryota; Viridiplantae; Streptophyta; Magnoliopsida; Malvales; Dipterocarpaceae. The record is from the annotation of a GenBank genome assembly.
GUGGAGAUAGUAGGACGACGGGCUGAAAAAAAUGGAGAUUACAAGCAAUUCUUCAACAGAGCAAAGACAAUCCAAAAAAGAGAAGGGAGGAUGGAGAGCCAUCAAAUACAUUCUCGCAAAUGAAACUUUUGAGAAAUUAGCCUCAAUGAGUUUGAUAGCAAACUUGACUGUUUAUCUACAAACUCAUUACAACAUGGAUGGUAUUCUUUUGAUUAGUGUUGUCAGUGUUUGGUCUGGAUCCUGCAAUGUUACACCCAUUAUUGGCGCUUUGUUUUCUGACACUUUUCUGGGCAGAUUUCGUACUCUUCUCUUCGGUUCAAUAUCAUCAUUCUUGGGUACGGGGAUUAUUGCUUUUACUGCUGCUAUAUCGGCAUUGAGACCUCCAACUUGCAUUGACAAAGGAAAUUGCAUAGGUCCUAAGGAAUGGCAAUUGGGCGUCCUUUUUAUUGGCUUAGGGUUACUGGCAAUUGGAGCUGGUGGCAUUAGACCCUGCAACAUUGCCUUUGGGGCAGACCAAUUUGACACCACAACUAAAAAGGGAAGAAGACAAUUAGAGAGUUUUUUCAAUUGGUGGUACUUUUCAUUCACUUUGGCUCUCGUAGUUGCUCUCACUGGUGUUGUAUACAUCCAGACCAAUGUUAGUUGGGCUCUUGGUUUCUUCAUCCCUACCAUGUGCCUCUUCUUCUCCAUUGCCAUUUUCAUAAUUGGUCACCAUACCUACAUACUUGCAAAGCCCCAAGGAAGUGUUUUUGUUGAUGUGGCUAAGGUGAUUGUUGCAGCGCUUCGGAAACGAGGUUUACGUGCCUCAGAGCACACGCUCCACGACCCCCCCCCGCUCGAAAAUGAGGUGAAAAUUCCUCAAUCAGAGAGGUUUAGAUGUCUUGACAAGGCUGCUAUGGUGGUAGAUGAAAGUGAGGUGGAUGAGCAGGGUUUGCCUAAAAAUGGAUGGAAGUUAACCAGUGUGCAACAAGUGGAACAUUUGAAGAUGUUACUAGGAAUGUUGCCCGUUUGGAUAACAGGAAUUGGUUGUUUCAUAGCCAUGGACCAACAAAACUCUAUUGGGAUAAUGCAAGUAAUCCAGUCAAACAAAAAGAUUGGAUCCCACUUUCAGGUACCUCCAGGUUGGAUGGGACUUUCGUCGAUGAUUGCCCUUGCAAUAUGGAUCUGCAUUUACGAGCAAAUUUGGGUACCUCAAGCUAGAAAACUUACAGGAAAGACUAAAAGGUUGACAAUGACACAUAUGUUGAACAUCGGCAUUGUGAUAGCAAUUGUUUAUGCGUUAGUAGCUGCAACUGUUGAAACAAAACGUCAUGGGGCAGCUUUCAAAAGCGGAACAUUUGAGUCACCUUUAAGUGUCUUGUUCUUCUUGCCGCAAUUCGCUUUAUCAGGUUUGAUCGAAGCGUUUGCUGCAGUUGCUUUGAUGGAACUUCUUACGACACAAUUACCAGAGAGCAUGAGGACAGUUCCUGGAGCAAUCUUCUUUCUGAGCUUAUCAGUGUCAAGCUACUUGAACUCUCUUCUUGUGAACAUUGUUUAUACAACAACUAAGAAGAGUGGGAAAGGGCCGUGGUUGGGAGGUCACGAUCUCAAUAAGGAUAGGCUGGAGUACUUCUAUUGCCUCCAGGCUAGUAUAGAAGUUUUGAAUUUGAUUUAUUUCAAUGCCUUUGCCAGACAUUUUUUGGCCAAAAAUGGAGGAACCGAGAAGGAGCAGAGAAGUGAAGACAAAGCAUUAGAAUCGACCUAAUUUGUUGAGAAGAUCACCAUUGCUCAAUAUUAGGAAGUGGUUUAGUAUUUGGUUAUUUUUUAUGUUGGGAUAUUUUUUGAGAUUAGGUUGUUUUCAUUUAUAUAUGUUAGGAUUGUUGGUUAGUUUUAGAUAAAAUUAAUUUUGUAAAGUCUACUUUUUCUUAAAUGCCUCCUUUCUUAACAUUUGGUUUCAGGAUCUAGGCAAUCUCUUGAUUAGUUUUAUAAUAGACACCUUUACCAUCA